CCGCCAUCCACCGCCUGCGACCUUUGAAGUUUGCAAUCACAUCAUCAAACUUCGAGUUCAUCUUCAACUUGGCCAUUAUUACCAUCUUACAUCAACUACACCCUUCCUAAGCACUCGUAAUUCACCACUACCGUCACACUCUCUUCCCACACUUGUCAUACACAGGUUCUCAACGCCUCACCUUGUCCUCACCUCUCCUUUCCGCCACCUCUCCAUCCCUACCUGCGGCUUGCCUGGAGCAUCACACGCUUGUUUCGACCGACUUCCGGUCCACCUCCUCCAUCUCCGAUACCAGCUCCCUUCAGGGACCCUCCUUUUUGCAAUUGCCGCAUGCGCCGUCGCUUGUUCCAUCUACCCUGAUCAUCAUCUAUCAACCCACCGCCCUGCGCCUGAUUGUCUGCGGCCACAAUCUCGUUAUUCUCGAUCCGCCCCGCCACAUUCUCCACCUAUCGCUGGCUUCCACUCCAUUUGCGCCAUUGCAGUUAUCUGUACCACCUCACUAAGGCUCACAAUCGCCUCGAAUUCAUCGUAUCCCUCUGAAGCGUUCGCCUUUCCUUGAAGCAUCCGGCCAUCUGCUGUGCCGUUUGCUCAUGUCCAUUCGCCGUUCCCGCGUCUCCCGUCAUGGCAAUGCAACCGCCGCUUGCCAACGACAAGAAAAGAGUCAAAGUCUAUGAGCUACGAGAUAAUGACUGGUUCGAUAGAGGCACUGGCUUUUGCACUGGUCAGGUCAUCAAUGACGAACCGCGCAUCUAUGUCGAAUCUGAAGACCAACCUGAUCGCAUGCUGUUGGAGACCCGCAUCGUCAAAGAUGAUGGCUACCAGAAACAGCAAGACACUCUCAUCGUCUGGACCGAGACCAACGGCAUUGACAUGGCGCUGAGCUUUCAAGAGGCUGAGGGUUGCGCCGCUAUCUGGGAUUUUGUAAACCAGGUUCAACAGCAAUUGUUAUCCUUGCCAGACGAUGGCCUCUCCGACGAUGCGCUGGAGAACAUAACAACCUCCUUUACCCUGAGCCCUCCCGAGUUGAAUAACCUCGACGAAAUCGAACAGAACAUCCGGCAGGCAAGCGUCACCCAAGGUGGCCGCGACGCUUUAGCAAAAUUCUUGACCAAGGGCGACUAUCUGUUAAAGUUGAUCCCCUUGGUCGAAGUUGCUGAAGACUUGGAAAGCUUACCUGACCUGCAUCGCCUUUGCAACAUCAUGAAAGCCCUGAUUUUGAUGAACGACAACUCCAUCAUUGAAUACCUCGUUACCGACGACAUCAUCCUCGGUAUUGUCGGCGCCCUCGAGUACGACCCCGACUUCCCCACCCACAAGGCCAACCACCGGCUUUACUUGUCCGAUGAAUCAAGGUACAAAGAGGUGGUGGAGAUCAAGGAUCAGAAUAUCAAGCGCAAAAUUCGACAGACGUGGAGACUACAGUACUUGAAGGAUGUGGUCCUCGCCCGCAUCCUCGACGACCCGACCUUUGGAGUCUUGAACUCGUUGAUCUUUUACAACCAAGUCGAGAUUGUACAGCAUCUCCAAAACAACACCCUCUUCCUCAAGGAGCUGUUUGCAAUCUUCAGCCCGGAAAACACAGACAUCAAAAGAAAAGAGCAGGCCGUUCACUUUCUACAACAAUGCGCCGCCAUCGCAAAAACAUUACAGAUGCAAGCACGCGCCAAUUUAUUGAACAACUUUAUCGCACACGGUCUGUUUGCAGUCAUCACUUUUGCCGUCAAGCACCCCGAUGCUCCCAUGCGAACGACGGGCAUCGAUAUCCUCGUCGCCUUGCUCGACCACGAUCCUAAUAUGAUGCGUGGCUACAUGCUCAAGGCCGUCCAUGAAAAGAAGACCCCACUCACGGAUACAUUGAUUGAGCUACUCCACGCAGAGACCGACUUGGGUGUCAAGAAUCAACUAGCAGAUGCCAUCAAAAUCCUCCUCGACCCUCAGCCUCCUUCCAGCGAUCCUAACAACCGACAAACCUCUGAAUUCAUGAACAAGCUCUCUCGACCUCAGGCCUUGAACCCCACGCAACAGGCCAACGAACAGUUUGCCCAAGACAACUUUGAUCGAUCGUGCCGCAAGCUGUUUCAGCCGUUGAAAUCUCUCGAGUCAAGACCAUCUAUGCAGAAUCUCACCUACCAAGAAGUUUCCCUGUUUUCCUAUUUGGUUGAGAUACUCACCUUUUUCAUGAGACAACACCACGCCAAGAGUCGACCGUUCCUGUUGUCGGAAAAUCUGGCACCUCGCGUGGCACAGUUGCUUCUUGCACCACAGAAACCGCUCAAGUUGACCAGUCUCAAAUUCUUCCGAUCUGGGGUCGCGCUGCCGGAUCAGUUUUACGCCGCACUCAUCAUCAGGAGCGGGGCCUUUGACGCCAUUCUAGACAUCGUCAUCGAGACUAUGCCGCGAGACAACCUGUUGAAUUCCGCUUGCCUGGAGUUGUUUGAGUUUAUUCGCAAAGAAUCUAUCAAGGCACUCAUCACUCACCUGGGACAGACGUAUCGCGAGAAGAUACAAGACAUCACCUACGUCGACACAUUUGAGAACCUGCUGUUGCGCUUCGACCAACUCACGCAUGAGCCACCGCAGGAGGAUCGCACCCUUUUCAGCCAACCCGAGCUUGCGUUUCCCCCAAGCCGGACACAUGGCAGCGACCGAUGGCCGGGAAUUGGCGAAAUGGAUGCGAGCGAGGAAGAGUACUUUAAUGGUUCGGAUGACGACGAAGACGAGACCCUUGAAGACCAAGUGGUUGGUGAGACGGCGGACAAUUUGUCAGAAAGGAUGGAAUGGCAUCGUAAGCGGAUGAAAUCGGAAGUAAUGAAUGGUGGCGCAUCACCCAUCAGCAAGCCUUUGGUCGAUUACCCAGACGAUGACGAGGAUGAGUCGAUGGAGUCUAAGGCGACGGCAGCAGAGGACACAUCACAGAUAUCAGAGAGCGGCAACGCAGUGUCGUCGCUUGAAGAUAAAUCAACAAGCACAAAGUCGUUGGAGCCCUCGCCAGAGAUCAAGUCGGCAGCAGAAACGGACUCGCAAGCCCCGCCAGAACGACUGGCGGAAAAGCGAAGACGGCAAGACGACGAUGACGAUGACGAGCUAGGAAAACUGUCCUCGGGGUCGAAGCGUCGAAACUCGGCCUCAAGCGCAUCCAGUCUUGCUUCCCAAGGAUCCUUGCGUAGGAAGAAAGGGUUUUUGAGAUCAAAGCCAGCUAGCGACAAUACGCCAGCCGCGGGAAAUAACGCCGACACGGACAAUCAUGUUGAAGGACGAAAGUCACGAAAGAUCGCCAUCAGUCUAUCGAAUGCAACUAACAAAGGGGAGGACAAGACCAAAGGAAAGGGGACGCCCAAAUCCAGUGGAGCCACCAAAAAUGAAGGCUGAGAAAAGCCAGAUGUCAUCGGGAUGAUGAAGGUCGGAAAGAGAAGACAAGACUCUGUACCACCAUAGACCUAGGACCUAUGCCCCAGGUGAAGGGGAUGGCGUUACCGGAGAUUUAGGAGAGACAUUAUUAUUGACGAUGACUCCUUGUGGUGCAACGAAGCAUGAUGGAGUUGAUAUGGAGCAGCCCCAACACGGGGGUUUGACAAUCCCAAGGCUAGUAUUAAUGGAGCUGGUUAUGGAAGUUGAGUAUUUGGAGCGACCCGUACCACGAUGGAUUGACUGGACGGACUAGAUGAGCAGUUGAGUAGACAGGAGAUGAUCCUGGGAUUAAAAACGCACCAAAGAUGAAGCAUUGAUCCUUGACUCUAUAUCAACGAGCAGCAUGACGG
Molecule: messenger RNA, 3758 nt
Organism: Exophiala mesophila
Lineage: Eukaryota; Fungi; Ascomycota; Eurotiomycetes; Chaetothyriales; Herpotrichiellaceae
Exons: 5
Coding region: 622-3369 (915 amino acids)
Biological process (GO): protein dephosphorylation; DNA damage response
Cellular component (GO): nucleoplasm; protein phosphatase 4 complex
Molecular function (GO): protein phosphatase activator activity
Source: RefSeq, a predicted model, not a curated record